AUGAGCGCCCGUACGCCUUCGCGGCGACUGCUGCAGAAUGGCGGUCUCCAAUGUCUUCAUGCGCCAUCCACGACGACAUCAUCGAACCUCGGACGCCGCUCCAUCUGGGGCUUCUUUGGCAAGAGAAAGGACGACAGCGCCCUGAGUUCAAGGGCUGGUGCAGCGUCAAACCCUGUACUGGACCAAUACCUCCGAAAGAAGCCAAAGCCUCAAGGUGCCGAAGGCCUGCAGCGUGGUGACCUCGCCGAGACAUCCAUCUUCGAGCGCGAGCGCCAGGUCCAGGAGCGCGACGAGGAGAAAGAGUCGAAGCAGGAAGCCGCCGGUCGUAAUAUCAACGCCAUGUCCACCGUCCUCGACCCCCACCCUGCAGCGCGCGAACGAUGGGAGCGCAAGAUGCUCAUUCGUGACCUCCGCAAGGGCGGCCGUUUGACCAAGGAGCAGUUCAUCAAGCGCACCGAAAGAGAGAGUGCUGGCAAGAGCGAGAACAUCAAGACGAGUGUCAAGAAGCUGGGUCCCAUCGCACGCCAGAUCGCCGGAAAGACCGUCGACGACGCCAUUGUCCAACUGCGCUUCAGCAAGAAGAGAGCUGCCGUCCCUGUCCUGAACUACCUCGAAUACGCCCGUGACGAGGCCAUUGUCAGCCGUGGUAUGGGUCUCGGUCAGCCUACCGUUGCCGACUCUGCCAAGCCUGUCGACAUUCGCCUCAAGGAUGGCAAAAGACAUACCGUCGAGGAUCCUACAAAGAUCUACAUCGACCAAGCAUGGGUCGGUAGAGGUCCUUACGGAAAGCUGCCCGAGUACCGUGCCAAGGGAAAAAUCAACAUUCUGCACACACCCUGGACCCACAUCGGUAUGGUGCUGAAGGAGGAGGCUACAAGAGUCAGACAGUACAACGACCGCGAGGAUAAGAGGAAGAAGCAGCGUGCUAACAACGUCUGGGUUCCUCUGCCCGACCGACCCAUUCAGGGACAGAGGCAGUGGUACUCAUGGUAG
Molecule: messenger RNA, 993 nt
Organism: Aureobasidium subglaciale EXF-2481
Lineage: Eukaryota; Fungi; Ascomycota; Dothideomycetes; Dothideales; Saccotheciaceae
Exons: 2
Coding region: 1-993 (330 amino acids)
Biological process (GO): ribosome assembly; translation
Cellular component (GO): mitochondrial large ribosomal subunit; ribosome
Molecular function (GO): structural constituent of ribosome
Source: RefSeq, a predicted model, not a curated record